Pygocentrus nattereri (red-bellied piranha) is the source of this 2140-nucleotide messenger RNA. It is a transcript of the gene dapk2a, whose product is annotated as death-associated protein kinase 2a. Gene Ontology annotation, biological process: protein phosphorylation; intracellular signal transduction; positive regulation of apoptotic process. The coding region runs from base 152 to 1621 and encodes 489 amino acids. Gene Ontology annotation, cellular component: cytoplasm; nucleus. The transcript has 10 exons. The record is from RefSeq and is a predicted model, not a curated record. Lineage: Eukaryota; Metazoa; Chordata; Actinopteri; Characiformes; Serrasalmidae. Gene Ontology annotation, molecular function: ATP binding; protein serine/threonine kinase activity.
UUUAUGCAGCCAUGAGUUCAACAGGUGGCGUCCUGUUUUAGACAGACAGCGAGGCUCGAGCACAGGAACGCGCUCAGUCAGGCAGGCUGUUCACAGGAGAGACAAAACAGAGCAAAGCUUUUGAACUGAACUCACACAACAGAUCAAGAGGAUGGCUGUGUUUAAACAGGAGAAGGUGGAAGACUUCUAUGAGGUCGGAGAGGAGCUUGGAAGUGGGCAGUUUGCCAUUGUGAAGCAGUGUCGGGAGAAGAGUUCGGGCCAAGAGUUUGCCGCCAAGUUCAUAAAAAAGAGGCAGAGCAAUGCCAGCCGGCGUGGAGUGCUACGAGAGGAGAUCGAGCGGGAGGUCAGCAUUCUGCAGCAGAUCCGCCACCCCAACAUCGUCACUCUGCACGACGUCUACGAGAACAAAACCGAUGUUGUGCUGAUUCUGGAGCUAGUAUCUGGAGGAGAGCUGUUUGAUUUCUUGGCACAGAAGGAGUCUCUUAGUGAGGAAGAGGCCACUCAGUUCAUCAAACAGAUUCUGGAGGGCGUGCACUACCUGCACACCAGAAACAUUGCUCACUUUGACCUGAAGCCUGAAAACAUCAUGCUUCUUGAUAAGAAUGUUCCUCUGCCUCGGAUCAAACUUAUUGAUUUUGGCCUGGCUCACAAAAUCGCUGAAGGGGCUGAAUUUAAAAACAUCUUUGGAACUCCAGAGUUUGUAGCUCCUGAGAUUGUGAAUUAUGAGCCUUUGGGCCUGGAGGCAGAUAUGUGGAGUAUAGGAGUCAUCACAUAUAUUCUGCUGAGCGGAGCAUCUCCAUUCCUAGGAGAGACAAAGCAAGACACCUUAGGAAACAUUUCAGCGAUGAACUAUGUGUUUGAUGAUGAGUUUUUCGGCCACACCAGCGAACUUGCCAAGAGCUUUAUCAGACAAUUACUACAGAAGGACACCAAGAAAAGACUCACUAUUCAAGAUGCUUUAAACCAUCCCUGGAUCAAGUCCAAUGAGCAUAAGGAGGAGCCCAGCAAAGUCCCAGAGAGGAAACGUGAGCGGCGGCAGCUGAAGACCAAGCGGCUGAGAGAGUACACCGUCAAGUCGCACUCAAGCAUGCCACCCAACAACACGUACGUGAACUUCGAACGCUUCGCCCAAGUGGUGGAGGACAUUGCAGCCAUGGAGGACACAUUCAGCCAGCUGGCUUUGGCCCAUGAUGGCCUGCAGGAGGACAUUGAUGCUCUGGUGUCCAUCUACAAUGAGAAGGAGCUGUGGUACAAAGAGGAGAGCGAGAGCAUCCGUCAUGAGUUGUCGCAGCUCCGCUACGAGUUCCGCAAGGUGGAGGCACAGAGGCGCAGUGUGCAGGAGGACAUGAGGAAUGUAGAGGGUGGCAUUAGUCGUGUUAGUGAGCGCUACAAGGAGAGGCAUGCUCAUUUUGAGGCUCUGCAGAAGGAGCUGGGGGCGGAGCUGCAGUGGGUGCAGGAGGUGGUAGGAUCCUUCCAGGUCACCGGGAGCAACGGAGGGUUUCCCAACUGCAGCUUCAGCAGUGUCUUCAAUGCUGAUGUGAACGAGGCACUGAAAGAGCUGCUGAACAGGACCUGUGGUGGAGAGUUGCUGACAGGAAUUAACCUAGACCAGCAGAGAUGAUACAUAUACACUAGUGCUGCACAAUGCACUGUUUGUUAAAUAUUAUCAUGAUAUUAUCAUGGUUUUGUAUAAAGCUGCAAUAUGCAAGUGUGCCUUAUGAAAAAUGCCUUUUUUAUGUACUGUGAGCAUCUAGACUAACCACAAAUGUUCCAGAUGGAUUUAUGUGGGUAUUUGGAUGAAACGAUGGGGUUCACGUGAACCAACAAACACAAACAAUUUAACCAAACAUAAUGCAUCUUUAACCAUCAAAUAACAUUGUGCUCACUGUGUUUUUCACAUAUUGUCAGUUGCAAUAGGUUUCAGUAGAGUUGCAAUGUGGUAUUUUCCAUUUCAUGCAGCUCUAAUGCACAGGGGUGGAUUUAAUGAUUGUGGGUGCUUAGGCGAAACCCAGAAAUGAGGCCCCCUGGAUGCACAUAUGUAAAUUAGUUGAGGGUCUUGACUCCCGUGUGGUGCAACUGUCUAAAUUCAAAGAAAUUAUAUAGUAAAAUCCUGUUAAAUAAAACUCUUGUAAUGAGAUUA